UGUUGUAGUAACCAGAACAGCAGCUACAAGAAGAUAACGCCAGUUAGCUAGACUAGAGCUAACUAGCUAAUGAUGUUCUCUAGCUACAAGAUCAGCUUGUCAUUUAGCUAGCAAUGGUAUUCUAGCUAAUAGGUCAUCUAACUACCAGCAUUCAAUGUUGGCAUGUUUCGGUAUGUUUUGGAUCAGCCGCACUGUUGUCAAUUACAGAGCCGACGUUGGAGGCCGAAGAUGUGUCCAGGUAUAACCCCAGCAACCUGACUUAAAGCAAGUUUCAUCAGGUGUUCCUUCCCCCCCCUCACUGUGGAGGAAAUGCCAGCUGUGACCCGGGUCAAAGAGGAUUCGGAGUCUUCCUCGGAGGACGAGCUUGAGGACCAUAUUUGUAUUGCAUGGAGUGGCUGUAGCAGGAAAAUACCAGUUGUGGUCUUCUAUGCGGAAGCCAUAGUCUCUAAAGAUGUCAACAUGCGCUCUGUUGGAGAACAGUACAACCUGGGCUUUAAGAUCGUACGGACAGAGAGCCGCCUGGUACGCGGUAUACUGACCAAUCAUGGCUUCCAUGAGGUCCAUCCAAACAGUAAUGACUUCAACCUCAUGUGGACAGGGUCCCACCUUAAGCCUUACCUGCUACGCAGCCUUCAAGACUUCCAGAAGGUUAACCACUUCCCCAGGUCAUAUGAACUGACUCGCAAAGACCGACUGUAUAAAAACAUCCAGCGGAUGCAGCAAGCUCAUGGCUUCAAAAACUUCCACAUCGUUCCUCAGACGUUUGUACUUCCCUCUGAGUACCAAGAAUUCUGCUGUUCCUUCACCAGAGACAAAGGGCCCUGGAUCAUCAAACCUGUCGCUUCCUCCAGAGGCAGAGGGAUCUACCUGGUCAGCAAUCCAAACCAGAUUCCUCUGGAUGAGAAUAUCUUGGUGUCUCGCUACAUUAACAACCCUCUACUGAUAGACGACUUCAAGUUUGAUGUGCGUCUGUAUGUACUGGUGACGUCCUACGACCCCCUGGCGAUCUACCUGUACGAGGAGGGCCUAACCAGGUUUGCCACGGUAAAGUACGACCGAGCCACCAAGAACAUCAAGAACCAGUUCAUGCACCUCACCAACUACAGCGUCAACAAGAAGAGCCAAGCCUACGUCAGUUGCGAUGACCCUGAAGUGGAGGAUUAUGGGAACAAGUGGAGCAUGAGCGCGAUGCUGAGGUAUUUGAAGCAGGAGGGGAAACUCUAUGGUUUUGACGUGCUGAUCGACUCCAAUCUGAAACCCUGGCUUCUGGAGGUCAACCUCUCUCCCUCACUGGCCUGGUGA
Molecule: messenger RNA, 1302 nt
Organism: Hypomesus transpacificus
Lineage: Eukaryota; Metazoa; Chordata; Actinopteri; Osmeriformes; Osmeridae
Product: tubulin polyglutamylase TTLL5-like
Exons: 12
Coding region: 310-1302 (330 amino acids)
Biological process (GO): microtubule cytoskeleton organization; protein polyglutamylation
Cellular component (GO): cilium
Molecular function (GO): tubulin binding; tubulin-glutamic acid ligase activity
Source: RefSeq, a predicted model, not a curated record